Melopsittacus undulatus (budgerigar) is the source of this 5277-nucleotide messenger RNA. It is a transcript of the gene PODXL, whose product is annotated as podocalyxin like. NCBI's taxonomy places the organism in Eukaryota, Metazoa, Chordata, Aves, Psittaciformes, Psittaculidae. Gene Ontology annotation, cellular component: apical plasma membrane; microvillus membrane. The transcript is spliced from 9 exons. Gene Ontology annotation, biological process: negative regulation of cell-cell adhesion; positive regulation of cell-cell adhesion mediated by integrin; cell migration. The record is from RefSeq and is a predicted model, not a curated record. Bases 39 to 1793 code for a protein of 584 amino acids.
UGAGCCGGGAGCCGCGGUGGGGACGGCACCGAAGCACGAUGCGGGCACCGCUGCUGCUGCCGCUGCUGCUGCUCGGUGUCAGCUCUCAGGAUGAUGCACAGACAUCUCCUCCAAGCACAGGAGCACCUGGGUCCAUCAUCACUACAGUCACCACGAAGGCACAAGAGACCACCCCUGCAAGCUCACCAUCCACCUCUACACCAGCACCCACCCCAGCUCAAGACACCACCACUACAAGCAAGCCAGGAAACCCAACACAAGCCUCUGUGAUAUCAUCCACCACAGUGUCAUCAACCACCCCUGUAAACAACCCAGGGAACCUAUCACCCACCCUUGCAAUGUCUCCCCCCUCAGUUCAAGGGGCUACCCCAACAAAGAACCCAGUAAACCCAUCACUCUUACCUGCAACAUCACCACAACCACCUCAGCAGGUCAGUUCUUCAACCAGCUCCAGAGCCUCAGCAGCCACCCCUGCUGCCACCUCCAGUAUCACACAGCAGAAGACCAGCCCUGCAGCCAGCUUGGGCAGCUCAGCACCCAUCACUACCCCAAGUCCUGUCCUCACACACAUGAGCAGCUCUGCAGCCUCCACAGGGAGUAUAGGAAGUGCUGUUGCUUCCUCUCCCGGUGUGAAAGCUCAGGGAAACCAGCUUUCAGUCCAGGGGACCACUACCACUGCAAGCACCAGGGUCCCAGGGAGCACCUCUUCCCAAGGGAUCAAGGACUAUGGGGUCACUGCUUCCACAUCUGCUACCAAGCAGCCUCACUCUUCUGCCAGUUCUCCAGGCCAGGGACUGGCCUCUUCCACCAGUCCUGGAAGCAUCAGCAUCUCUGUUCCCCCUUUUGGAUCCAUGUCCCCCACCACCAGUAAAGAAUCCCUGACUUCACCAUCUGGCAGCAUGGACAAGGUCUCAGAGGCAGCCACUACACCGACUCCUGCAGCAGACCAGAGAAGUCAUCCAUCAACCAAGCCUGCAAGUGCUGACCAGAGCCCUGCCAGUGCACAGCCACCAUCCCCAUCACUGGGGGACCAGACAGCGAGCUGCAGUCCUGGCCACCAGCACCCUAACAUUUCAUUCCAAAAUGAGGUCAUCUGUAAAGACCAGGUGCAAAAUACUUGGCCCACCAUGUACCUGAAAGAAGCUAAAACCUGUGAGGAGUGGAGAGUCGCCAGCACCAACGUGUCCUUCUUUGAGAGCUUCUGCUCCACAGCCCAGCACGCGUUCAAUGCCAGCAGGGAGACGUGCACAGUGAUACUGAGCGCCUGCCAGCCCCGCUCCCAGCACUGGGCUGUGCACACCAUCAUACACAUCCCUUUGGACCCUGAAAAAGUCCUUGAGGAGCUUAAGGAGAAGAAGGACAAGUUAGAGGAGCUGGGCAUCGCCAACAUCACCUAUGACAGGAUGGAGAGGGAGAUGGUCAUCACCGAUGAGUUCAGCACGCCCCUCAUCAUCACCAUCGUCACCCUGGCUGGCUCCCUAUUGCUGAUCGCUGCCAUCUAUGGAUGCUGCCACCAGCGCUUCUCCCAAAAGAAGGACCAGCACAUCCACCCUGAUCUCCCCGGGUUUGAUGAUGGACAUGUGGCCCUGAUCUUUAAUCAGCGCCUGACCGAGGAGCUGCAGACGAUGGAGAACGGGUACCACGAUAACCCCACGUUGGAGGUGAUGGAGACCUCCUCUGAGAUGCAGGAGAAGAAGGUGAACCUCAACGGGGAGCUGGGGGACAGCUGGAUUGUGCCUCUUGACACGCUAAUGAAGGAGGACCUGGAGGAAGAGGAGGACACGCAUCUAUAGGAUGCAGAACUCGAUGAAGCAGACAACCAACCACCAACCCCCCCAAAAGAACCCCACAAUUCCUACACACACACACACACCUCCAAAACAAGGCAGAAUUCCCAAUAAACCUCAGAAAAACCCAUUCAUGAACUCAUCCUGGCCCCUUGUGCCAUGGAAGAGGAAGGGACACAAGAAGACACCUCUGGGGCCCAUCAUCAACACAAGCCACUGUGGUGGCCACAUAUGGACAAGCAUCUCCAUCACCUGCGGGUGCUCAGCAGGACCUACCACACCAGGCAUGGGCUCAUGGGGUGGCUUUGCUCCUGGAGAGCUGCUGGUGUCUCCUCCAAGCGUGUCCCCUCCCAUCCCAUGUCCAACCACACCAACUGCAUCCUCCAGCUACCGAAUCACUCCGAGAUGAAGAGAAAUAGAUGUCAAUAGGGUGGGAGAGGGAGCACAUGUCCCAAGAGCAAGUAGAGCCAGGAAGUCCUCUAGCCCAUGCUGUUUAGUUGUCACUUCGCCCUCCCAGCACCCGAGUAUCAAGUGGACCAGCCUGUUCCUUGAGUUUUAAUCCGGUUUCCAUCCUCUCUCCAUAAACUGCUGGCUGAAACGCACAAGACCCUGUGUUGUGCCAUAGGCAAAUGAGCACAUCCAGACCAGGUUGGAUGGGAGGGAUGCAGCAGUGCCUGUGGGAUGGAUCCUGAACACAGUAGGAGACCAGGAGAGGCACAGCAGCUCUUUGUAUUGAUGCAAAGGGGAGGGAGAGGAAAAGGAAUAACUGCUUGAGUCCAUUCCUCUGAGGAAGGGUGAACUGAGACCAAGAGGGAUGCCUGCUCACUGGUCAAGGCACAAGGUUGGGGGUUCUGGAUGACAAAGAGGGGCUCUUCAUCAGGGACUGCAGUGACAGGACAAGGGGUGAUGGGUUCAGACUGAAACAGGGGAAGUUCAGGUUGGAGAUAAGGAAGAAGCUCUUCCCUGUGAGGGUGCCCAGAGAAGCUGUGGCUGCCCCAUCCCUGGCAGUGUUGGACACAGUGGAAGGUGUCCCUGCUCGUGGCAGGGAUUGGAACUGGAUCAGCUUUAAGGUCCCUUCCAACCCAAAGCAUUCCAUGAUUCCUGGUGCAGGAGUCUGACUCUGUUACUGCAUUCCCCUACAGAAGUGUUGAUUGCCUUCCAGUCUUUACACAGCAGCAUCUCACAGCCCACAUCCAUCCUCUUCUAAGGCCAUGGGUUACGUGCCCCACGGUGGUUUGUGGUUCUUGUGGUCAUGUUUUCCUGCAUGAGCAGCAGAAGAGGGGAAAGAACAGCAGCACGAGCUGGGUAGUUUGGUGGUGUUCUGGGUUUACCAUUGGUGCAGCCCUUGGUGUUCAGUUUCGAAGCUCAGCCCACACUUUCAAGCUCUUCUUCAAUAGCUGGUAAAGUAAGAGACCAGCAGCAAAGCUGAGACCAAGCCUUGUCCUGCAGCCCUUGGUCUGUUGCCCAGGUCUCCCUUUGCUUUAGAGGGGAAAAGAAGAAUACACAGGAGCAGAAAGCAGUUGGACUGAGGCUGAUCCUGGUUUCCUAACUCCCCAUCACAGCUCCUGAGUGGCUCUAAAAGGAUGGGGAGAGUUUCCCACCUUAGCUCUGGAUUUGGGGAAGCAGCUCAGCAGAGGCAAGUAUCAGAGCAGGGCUUCAUCCUUUGUCACACAGAAAAGGGAGGAGAUGAUGGGAAGGUCAUUUGGGUGAGAGCAUCCACCAACACAGGAGGAUGUGGUGGUCCCAAGCCCUCUGCAAGCCACAGGGGCUGCAGAUGAAGAGCAAUGCCUGAGCACGGCCUUUCCUUUCCCCUGCUUGCCAUAAACCAGGCAUUCACCAAUGCACAACAGCCCAUUCCCUUUGGGCUCUGCCACCAAGUCAACAUGAUGGGGAUCUGCUCCCAUGGCUGCCCUGAAUGAAGGGAGAAGCAGAGCUGAGCAAUGGAAAACUUGGAGAAACAUGGAUCGAUUUGGUCCUUGGGAAUACACGUGAAGGAGAGGGUCGGGGUGGGACAGAAGAUGCCUCCUCCAAGGGCCUGGCUCUUCUCCCUUCUCUCCUGCACCCAAGGGCAGUGAGUUUGAAGCAUUCAAACCUAUACAUUUUUGUAUGUAAAUAGUCCUGCUAUUCAUCAGCAAUGUAUUCAGCAGCCUUCACUUCCCCUGCACUGCACUGUGGGGAAGUCAUUCCGGAGGGGACGGGGGUUGAAAGGCAAAGAAACAAGGAAAGAAAAAGCCAAUGGCCAUGCUGGGAGGGGAUCCAACCCAACACGAAGCAGGAGAACACAUCCUGCCCAUGUAACCUUGUGCCACGGCAGCACCAAGUCCAUCUCUGACACUGCAGCAAGGCUCAAAGAACCCUUGGGCUUGGCAUUAGCAGUUGCUUUCCGAGCGCCUUCGGUUCCCUGUUGCCGCAGGGAACACACUGACCCUGUGUUCCUGCCCUUGGCAUGGGAUCAAUGCAGCCAAAGGAUGGGGUUUUGGCCACAGGAGCCGCUGUAGGGAUGCUCCCGGCAGAGCAUCUCCAGGCAGUGGCUAUUGGGCACGUGCCUAAAGAUUCCCCCUUCCCAGCAAAGAGAUGCCAAAGUGCUUUAAUGAAUCAGGUCCAAAGACUUUCCAAGAGAAUCCUUCCCAAGGCUUGAGGUGAAGCAAGCUGAGGUCUUUCCUUGCAGAUGUUGACUGCUCAGCAAGUGCUUACAGGGAUUUCUAUCUGAAUGGGAAUUGUACAUUUAUUUAUUUUUCCAGACACCGUAUUUUUAAACCACUGAUAUUUUAUAGUAGAGUUUUCCUUCCCCCUAUUUAAAGAACUAUUUCCGUGAGAAAGAAAAAAGAAAGAUAACACCAGUAUGGUUCUUAUGUUGAGAACAUUCUUUUUUGGGCUCGAAAAAGAGACAUAAACAGGUAGGAAAUGCAGUAAUUGAGCAUCUUUGGCCUUAAUCCUUCCCGUUAUAGACUGCAGCCAUACUGUUUAGACCAAAAACUAACAGGUAAAACAAACCUAUCCCAGCCUUUCCUUCCUCCCUUCCCCAUGCUCCUCUUCUCUCCCCCAAACCAGCUUUAACACCCAACACGUUGUACAAGGAGCUUCUUACUCUUACCUCCUGGUGGGAGCUUCCCAAGCAGCUCAGAUGUCCUGGCUGGAGACUUUUCCGUCUUCGGAUUCACAUGGAACGUGUAAAUACUUUAGGACCAUUUAUCUCCCACUCACAGUGCCAUGAUCCAAGCGCUGAGGUUGAGACUGUGACUGGUGUUGCCUACAGAGGACAUACAGGAGACAUCAUCCAUAAGGGACUGCAGAAGGAGAACCUAUUUCCUGUUGAACCUUGCACAUAUACUAGAGCUCUUACGUACUGUAUAGCAGCAUCUCUCACGGGGACAGGAGUCUGAUUUACACUGGAAUUUACUGAGGAACUGGAUUGUAGAGAUUAUUCUUGCAUUUUCCUACAAAUAUAUUUUGGAAGCAUCAUGUAUUUCUGUCAAUAAACGUUCUUAUG